Messenger RNA from Labeo rohita (rohu), 1487 nucleotides. It is a transcript of the gene crls1, whose product is annotated as cardiolipin synthase 1. The coding region runs from base 176 to 1243 and encodes 355 amino acids. The transcript is spliced from 7 exons. Gene Ontology annotation, molecular function: cardiolipin synthase activity. Gene Ontology annotation, cellular component: membrane; mitochondrion. Gene Ontology annotation, biological process: cardiolipin biosynthetic process. The record is from RefSeq and is a predicted model, not a curated record. Lineage: Eukaryota; Metazoa; Chordata; Actinopteri; Cypriniformes; Cyprinidae.
UAAACAUUCGCUGGCGGAGCGGAACACGGCAGGACAGAAACAUGUGGGUCGGCAGAAAUGAAUGUCUCUAAUAUAAAGUAAUAUGAACGAAUUAAUUUCGGAACAUGUUGCUGGAUGCUCGGUUAGACAGAUCGGGAAUAUCUAUCAUCUAGUUGUUUGAGAUAAAGCCGCUGACAUGUUUUUGGCGGCUUGUAGGAAGGGCUGGUUGAGCUGUGCUAAAGGACACAUACACAGACUGACUGUCAGCACUGCUGCCACCUGCCACUACGGCUGCCUUGACAAAACAUCUGCAAACUUUCUGCAGAAAAACACUACAUCACAACUGCGAUGGCUUCAGAGACUGAAGACCAGGUGUUGGAGCUCCUCGCUGGACCUGCAUAGAGAAGUCAGUCAUAGAUCAGAUCAUCUCUUCUCUGUUAUAUACAGAGCAAAACUACCGAAACAUCACUGCAGGCUGUGUCUGCCGCUGUCGAGCAGUAGUUUUAGUCUGUAUGGCACAAAUGGGUUUUGUACUGAAGCAUCUCGAAAGCCAGUUUUGGGAGAAAAAUCUUCUGAACAGGAUUCCAGGGAAAAGGAUGAAGAUCAAGGAGACUCCUCACCUGCAGCUAACGAGGGACAUUUCCAGUUUAAAGAGCUGUAUGAGAAUCCAUGGACGAUCCCUAAUUACCUCUGUAUGGCCCGGAUCGUUCUGUCUCCUGUCCUGGGCUAUUUAAUCAUGGAGCAGUAUUUCCACGUCUCUCUGGGGCUUUUUGUACUGGCUGGAGCAACAGACUUGUUGGACGGCUACAUUGCACGUAACUGGCCCAAUCAGAAGUCAGCUUUGGGCAGCGCUCUGGAUCCACUGGCUGAUAAGAUUCUCAUCAGUGUUCUUUAUGUCAGUCUGACAUAUGCACAACUCAUCCCAGCUCCGCUGACAGCAUUGAUCAUUUCUAGAGACAUAGCGCUGAUUGCUGCUGUUUUCUAUGUGCGCUACAAAACAGUUCCACCUCCAGUAACACUCAGUAAAUUCUUCAACCCGUGUUACACCACUGCUCGGCUGAAACCAACACUCAUCAGCAAGGUCAACACGGCAGUGCAGUUGUUUUUGGUGGCGGCGUCUCUCGCUGCGCCCGUGUUUCACUACACUGACAGUGUUUUACUGCAGUCACUGUGGUACAUUACCGCACUGACGACCGCAGUAUCCGGUUACAGCUACUAUCAUUACGGUAAAAAGACUGUUGAGGUGCUGAACAGCACCAAGUAGUUGAAUAGUCAUCUGAGAUUGAGCUUUGACCAAGACAUUUGGAUAAUCAGUCCCUGCGCAGAAUGGAAAUUGAUGCCACACCUUACUUUUGUAAUUGAGACACUUUAGUCUGUAUAAAGUCAAAAUUUAUUUUUUUGAUUACAGUAUUAAAUUCAGCAUAUGGUUUUCAACUCCACGGGAAUCUUUUUUAAAAUCACUUUUAAUGAACUUCAAUUUUCAGAAUAAAAUGGACAUCGAAUACACA